This is a messenger RNA of Cavenderia fasciculata, 1164 nucleotides long. RefSeq names its product N-terminal delta endotoxin domain-containing protein. Lineage: Eukaryota; Evosea; Eumycetozoa; Acytosteliales; Cavenderiaceae. The record is from RefSeq and is a predicted model, not a curated record. The transcript is spliced from 3 exons. Bases 1 to 1164 code for a protein of 387 amino acids. Gene Ontology annotation, molecular function: toxin activity.
AUGUCUGCACUCUAUGAAAAGAUAGAAGAACUGAUAGAGGAAGAGUUGGAGAAGGCCGAAGUAGACAGAUGCAGUUUGAUGUUUAAGGAUUGUCGCAAUCGUGGAAACAACUUUAACGAUUUGCUCACUCUCUUUACCGACAGACAACAAAUGAAACAAGGUUUAAAAAUUGAUAGAUCGGCCAAACAUCGUGUCGAACCACCAGCCAAAUUACAAAACCUCGACGACGACAAUCUAUUGCAAAUGAUCCGAUCCGAGUUUAUGGACUAUCGUGACUCUCUUGAAGGCGCCAUCAUCAACAUGUCCGAUACAAACUAUAUCAAAAUCUUGGGCAAUGUUCUGUCCAUGACCUUCCUCCUCUACUCGGUUCUAAUGAGAGAUGCUUGUCUCCAAGGAAAGGCAUGGGGACUCCCUGACAAGUAUGUCGACGGUGACGGAGGUUCUGUCAAGAGUUUAAAGCAGAUUCUUCACGACCAGACCCAAUCGUUCCACGAUAGUAUUGCCAACGGUUCAGCUCAAUACAGUGAUCAAUUGAACCAUAUCUCUUAUUCUUCGCCAAUUCAUGAUUAUCCAGAUAAUGCAUACAAAUUAUAUGGAAUGAUGAAUGAACUUGAUUUCAUUGAAUAUCCAAAUGUAGUGGAGAGAGUUGAUAGUACAUCAUCAAUAUUUUUAGUACCAUAUGAUGGCACACCAAAAACCUUUAAACUAAACUUUACGGGAGGAAGUUCAUCAAAUUCAUUCUGUGCAGUUAAUCCUCAUCAUGAUACCGUUUCAGGAAAUCAAGCUGGUUUAUUCCUAGAUGGAUAUGAAAAAAAACAACCAGCAUACUUUACACUGGUUCCUCAAGGAACCUUUUUUGGUAUUGUAUCAAUCAAACUAGCUACCUAUAGCUAUUACGACUUUCAUAUCACGAUCGAUUGCAAUUCACCAGGUUUCACAACAACAUUUGAUUCAAGUGACCAAAACAAUGGUUCCAUUUUCAGAGCUAGCUAUCCUUAUUUUCCAUAUGCUAGUGAUUCUCAAAAAAAGGUUUCACUAGCUUUCACGAGUCCAUCUGUCAACUGUAGUUAUGCACCAUUCCUCAGUUUCUCAUUGAACGCAGAUGACAUCCAACUCACUUCCAUCGAGGCUACUAUUGUGCCAAUCCCAUCAUCCAAGUUGUAG